Drosophila virilis is the source of this 3235-nucleotide messenger RNA. It is a transcript of the gene drl, whose product is annotated as derailed. Gene Ontology annotation, biological process: multicellular organism development; positive regulation of kinase activity; axonogenesis. Gene Ontology annotation, molecular function: ATP binding; protein kinase activity. Gene Ontology annotation, cellular component: signaling receptor complex; plasma membrane. The record is from RefSeq and is a predicted model, not a curated record. Lineage: Eukaryota; Metazoa; Arthropoda; Insecta; Diptera; Drosophilidae.
GUUGACAGUUUGUGGAAAAUCGUCACGGUGCGCGCAUCAACGAAAAUUCGUUGCGGAAAAACAAGAGCCCACGGGGGAAAAUUUAUCUUGUUGCUAGAGUUUGGCUUUAAGGCUAUACAGCUGCCGAGUGCAUCGUUUAGGUGUUAAUUCCAAUUGGAAUAUGCGCGCCUCUGUCUGAGGCGGGGCAAAGUGCCAAACGCACUGUGAAAUAUUUAAACGCAAAAUGCGCGCCAUAUUAUAAAAUUCGCAUUCAUAUUGAAAAGUGUGCGCUGCAAUAGCAAUUUGUUUGCGAGUGCCAACAGAGAAAACAACAAAGAAUUUACAACAAUUAAAUCAAGCAGUCAUUAGUUAAACAAUAAAAGCGCCAAGUUCUUAGUUAAGUUGCCAUUUAUCGCUGCAAUGGAGAAGAACUUUAAAGGCCUCUUCACAAUCGGAUUAUUUCUGGCUCUGCUCGGCGGCGGCCAAACGCAUUUGAAUAUAUUUUUGAAUCUACACGAGGUGCUGCGUCUAAUCGGCGUUUCCGCGGAGCUCUACUAUGUGCGGGAGGGCGCCAUCAAUGACUACGCGCUGAACUUUGCGGUGCCGGUGCCGGCGAACAUAAGCGAUGUUACGUUUACCUGGCAGUCGCUGGUGGAGCAUCCGCUGCCCUACAGCAUCAAUGUGGCCACCUCGGAUGUGGGUGUUCUGCCACGCCCGAUGCUGAACAUCUCGCGCAUUGGCGAUGUGCCCCAGGAGCCGCAGACAUGGGGCGUCAGCCUCAAGUGCUCGGGCACGCGGGCAGCGGAGGUAACCGUUACCAUCAGUGUAGAGGUGAUACUGGACCGGGCGACCAACAACAAUACGAAUCUCAUCUUUAAACGUAAGAAAAUUUGCUUGAAGGACGAGCCAAACGACGCACGGGAGGAAUACGAUGACGAGGAACCACUGCAUCCGGACCUGACUGGUCACGAAGAUAUCCACUACACGGAACACAAUGAAGACACCGCAGAGCACGUCAUAUCCGACGGCCACAUGCCCUCAAAUGUGGAGCAUGGAAAGGCAACUGAGAGACACCGUGUAGUGGUGACUGAGCCUACCGUGGUUGUGGGACGAGGUGCUGGCGGGGCAGGCUCGAACAAUGAAUACGAUCCACUCUUGCGUGAAACUCUCGUGCCGCCCACCAGCGGUCUGAUCACUCUGAUAGUGGGCGGUAUUUUGGCACUGGUGCUCGUUUCGACACUCAUUUUGAUAGCCUACUGCGCAAAGGGACCUUCGAAGCGACAUCCCUCGAACGGCGUGCAUUUGAUUAAGACCUCCAGCUUUCAGCGCUUGCCCACCAUUUCCUCUACGGCACACAAUUCGAUCUAUGUUUGCCCCUCGACAAUCACACCCACAUAUGCGACGCUGACGCGGCCCUUUCGCGAAUAUGAGCAUGAGCCUGAGGAGUUCAACCGCCGUCUCCAGGAGCUGACAGUCCAAAAAUGUCGCGUGCGCCUCUCCUGCCUCGUCCAAGAGGGAAACUUUGGGCGCAUCUAUCGCGGCACUUAUAACGACUGCCAGGAGGUUCUGGUCAAGACUGUGGCGCAGCAUGCAAGCCAGCUACAAGUGAAUCUUCUGCUUCAGGAAUCCAUGAUGCUCUAUGAGGCAACACACCCCAAUGUCCUAGCUGUGCUCGGCAUUUCUAUCGAGGACUUUGCCACACCAUUCGUGCUCUAUGCCGCCACCGGCAGUGUUCGCAAUCUAAAGACCUUCCUGCAGGAUCCAUCGUAUGCCAGAAGCGUUACCACCAUUCAAACGGUGCUAAUGGCCUCCCAGCUAGCCAUGGCCAUGGAGCAUUUGCACAACCAUGGAGUCAUUCACAAGGAUAUUGCAGCCAGGAAUUGUGUCAUUGAUGAUCAGCUGCGCGUAAAGUUAACCGACAGCGCCCUCAGUCGCGAUCUCUUCUCCGGUGACUACAACUGCUUGGGAGAUGGGGAGUACCGACCCAUCAAGUGGCUGUCGCUCGAGGCACUGCAGAAGUCGCACUACAACGAGGGCAGCGACGUUUGGUCCUUUGGGGUACUCAUGUGGGAGAUGUGCACGCUGGGCAAGCUGCCCUACGCCGAGAUUGAUCCGUAUGAAAUGGAGCAUUAUCUAAAGGACGGUUAUAGACUGGCACAGCCCUUCAACUGUCCCGACGAACUUUUCACUAUUAUGGCCUACUGCUGGGCCUCCAUGCCCGCCGAGCGACCCUCGUUCAGUCAGCUUCAGAUCUGCCUAUCGGAGUUCCAUACACAGAUCACCAGAUAUGUUUAACCUGCGGUAAUGAAGCACACCAAGACCUGUAAAUAUAACAAAAGGCGACGUCGUAAGAUUUCGCAGCAAACGAUGUCCGCAACUCUGUUCCCAAAGACAUAUUUAAAUUAAAGCGCCUAAGGGGCGUCUAAGAAGCGAUAAUGUGGGAGAUAUGGAUACGAGUGAGGGCCCACUGUUGUCCCCCACAAUAAAUAGUUACUUACUAAUUGUAGUAGUCGCUGGACCGAUUGGAGGCAACAUACCACGGUUCAGAAAAGUCGCAAAGUUGUGCACUGCACCAUAUUAAGCAGUUAGGUUAUUAGGACUAGGAUAGGAUAUUAUGAAAAUCGAAAAACAAGUGACAUUUAAAUGCAAGAAACAUAGUAGUUGAACGUAAACACCAGAAUACAUUUUAACGAGACACAUUCACGAAAGAAAACCCAGUUAAGGAUUCCCUGAGAAUCCCCACAUAAGCUAAAUCAUUUGGAUAACAUAACAUUAUAUAUAGAUACAUAGCUAAAGACAAGACCCAUAAUAAGGUACACAACCCUAGGCUAGGCGUAUACGAGUGUUGGCCUGGUUUAUCGGGACACUUUGGAGGAGCUCGGGCAUAAAUUCGACGUUUAUAAACAGCAAAAUAUAUAUUAUCGAAUAUCUAUGUAAAUGUAUUUAUAUGUGUAUGUAUAUGUAUAUGACUAAGAGCGUAGUGCUAGAAAACUCGAAUCUAAUGUAUUUAAUUAAUGUUAAUGACUUCAUGUCGAAAUCCAACGGUGCACUACAGAACUUCCCUAUUUAGUUCACCAGCAUCCAAGAUCCCAGGGACUGUCGAGUCGAGCCUAAAAAUUUUUUUUGUUACUUGAAAGUUUUGUAAUAUACUUAAGCAUUUCGCAUUAGUUUUAUGUUCCCCUUUAUGAGUUUUAUUUUAAGAAUAACGAAAGAAAACGAUUUCAAUAAACGUCCGUGCAUGAAAUUCAAAACCAAA